Molecule: messenger RNA, 1743 nt
Organism: Nematolebias whitei (Rio pearlfish)
Lineage: Eukaryota; Metazoa; Chordata; Actinopteri; Cyprinodontiformes; Rivulidae
Product: zinc finger protein OZF-like
Exons: 2
Coding region: 249-1571 (440 amino acids)
Biological process (GO): regulation of transcription by RNA polymerase II
Molecular function (GO): RNA polymerase II cis-regulatory region sequence-specific DNA binding; DNA-binding transcription factor activity
Source: RefSeq, a predicted model, not a curated record
AGGAGGAGGGAGCGCGCGGAGGAGUUCUGACCGUAAUCUCGCUGCCAGCAGCGGGUGAAACGGGUCGAAGACACCGCUGAAUCCACGGAGUGAAUGUGUCGAAGAUCCAACCUAGAACUAAGUUCACCGAGGAGUAAAACCGUGGAGACAGCGGGUCCAACAGACUGGAGGAAGCUGCGGAGAAACAUCGGGUCUUUUUGAAGGAAUAAUCUCAGAUUACGAAGAGGAACUGUCGAGUUGGAGAGAAAAUGAGCGCAGUGUUUCCUGCAGAUGUUCAGCAGAUACUACUGAACAGAGUAGAUGCUCCUGAGGAAUGGAGGCCUGAUGUGGACCAGCAGGACCCAGAACUCCUCCACAUCAAGGAGGAAGAGGAGGAACUCUGGAUCAGAUUGGAGGGAGAGCAGCUCAGUGCGAAGGAGGAGACUGAUGCCAGCAGGUUUUCAUUCACUGCAGUUCCUCUGAAGAGUGAGGAUGAAGAAGAGAAGCCUCUGUUCUCGCAGCUUCAUCAUCACCAAAUGGAGGACAGAGAUGUUCCAACCAGCAGCUCAGCUGACCAGAUGAAAGUUGAAGGUGAUGGAGAGGACUGUGGAGGAGCAGAAACCAGCAGGAACCCAGAUCUAAAUCCUCAUGGAGAUGCUUCCAGCUCUUCAGAGACUGAAGUCAGUGAGGAUGAUGAAGAAGACGAGGAUGAGAACAAUCCUGACUCUCAGCUGGAACACUUGUCAGACUCUGGGUCAGCAGCUGAAGACAGUGACAAAGACUGGAAGGAGAGCAGAGCUCCUGAGUCAGCUGUAAACUCUGUCAACAAAUGUUUCAGCUGCUCUGAGUGUGGCAAACAAUUUCUGCACAACCGGUCACUUCAGAGACACAUGACAUGUCAUUCAACAGGAAGACAUUCAAGUUGUUUGGAUCAGAAGAAAAGUGUAGAGACACACAGGAAAGUCCAGACAGGACCAAAAUCAUUUAGUUGUGAUGAAUGUGGUAAAAGAUUUAACAGAAAAGCACAUUUAAAAAUACACACAAGAGUCCACACCGGAGAGAAGCCAUUUGUAUGUGAGCAAUGUGGACAAAGACUUAGUCAGAAAAAAAGUUUAAUCUCACACAUGAGAGUUCACACUGGACAGAAACCAUUUGAAUGUGAGUUUUGUGGACACAGAUUUAGCCAGAAAACCAACUUAAACUCGCACAUUAAAGUCCACACUGGACAAAAACCAUUUGAAUGUGAGAUUUGUGGACAUAAAUGUAGCCGGAAAACAAGUUUAAACAUGCACAUGAGAGUCCACACAGGACAAAAACCAUUUGAAUGUGAAGUUUGUGGACAAAGAUAUACCCAUAAGAGUAGUUUAAUCUCACACAUGAGAGUCCACACAGGUCAAAGUCCGUAUGAAUGUGAGUUUUGUGGACAAAGAUUUAGGCAGAAGUCUAUUUUAAACAUUCACAUGAGAGUCCAUACUGGACAGAAACUACUUAAAUGUGAGUGUUGUGGACAAAGGUUCAGCCAUGAGAUAACUUUAAACCUACACAUGACUGUCCACACAGGACAGAUACCGUUUGAAUUUGAGGAUUGUUGACAAUCCAUUUAGAUUUAUUUAAACAGACACACAGAAGUCCACAUGAAACAAAGUGCUCCUUAGUUCCUCCUCCAGAAGUAAAACUUUAGGACUUUAGUCUAAACUUGAGUCUGCUUUUAAACACCUGAGAACCAACAAUGGACAGAAAACAGCUCAAAUGAUUAUUGGGCUG